UCUAACUGCCCGAGUCGUGUAAUAAAUGUCCUUACUGCUAUCAAUGGGAAGAGAAACUAAGUCGUGCAUGCUCAGACCACGUGAAAUCCACUUGCACACACGAGGACUGCUUCCACCUCAUUGAUGUAAAUGAAGGCCUAGUAGCAAUAUGUAGGAGAAAACUUUGGGACAAGGUACUCCCCAUCUUUGGAUUGGAUAAAUGGUUCUGGAAAAGAGGAAGCCAGGGUUUAUCCUCUUCAAAUGAAGCUGCUAGAUCACGUGGCGAGACAAGAGAAGUUGGUCUAAUAAAGUCUGACACGGCAUUGAAGGUGACUGUCCUGGGCAGUGGGGGGAGUUCAUCGAUGGGAGGCUUGUCCACCAUUAACAGACAGCAUGCCAUUCUGUUGGCUAAACAUUCGCAAGUGGAAGUCACUCUGCUUGUUCCACAGUCUGCCUGUUCUGAAGGAGAGAGGAGAAUGGCAUCGAGUCACGAUGUAUCUUUAAGAGAGGCACAAAGACGUCCGGGCUAUCCCGACCCCCUUGACUGGCUGAGUGCCCCACCGAGAGAUCUGGCCAUUGACAUAGUACUUGGUCAUGGAGCAAAACUUGGUAAACAAGCUCAAUUUAUCACAGAAUCGCACCAGAGCAGUUGGAUACAGGUAGAGCAUACUCCACCUGAAGAACUUGGAAUGCACAAAAACUAUUCUAUGGCCAUUUGUAAAGGUGAAGAGAAUACAACAGAAGUUGAGUUGUGUGAGUUGGCAGAUGCCGUGGUAGCAGUUGGACCAAAGUUGACGAAAGCUUACUCUUCCUACCUGCGCUCAUGUGAGAAGCACCAAGAUAUAAUUCAACUGACGCCAAGCACUUUCAGUGAGUUUUCCGACGUAAAACAACCUACAGGUGACAUGGAGAAGUUUGAGGUUUUAACAGUCGACCGUGGUGAUCCAGAAGACUUUAGCCUGAAGGGCUACGAUAUCUCAGCCAGAGCUAUAGUUGAACUGAACGAGAGAUCUUAUCAUCUGAUUUUCGUGGGUGCACCUGACGGGAAACAGGAUGAGGUUGUAGCGAAUUUACUGAAGAGUAGAAUUGAUAAAAGCCAGCUGACUGUGAGGAAGUUCGUACAGAGCAAAAAGAAAUUGAAAAAUUAUUUUGUGAAGUUGUUCUUUGUAUGA
Molecule: messenger RNA, 1151 nt
Organism: Stylophora pistillata
Lineage: Eukaryota; Metazoa; Cnidaria; Anthozoa; Scleractinia; Pocilloporidae
Source: RefSeq, a predicted model, not a curated record